Molecule: messenger RNA, 1851 nt
Organism: Octodon degus (degu)
Lineage: Eukaryota; Metazoa; Chordata; Mammalia; Rodentia; Octodontidae
Gene: Ptpn18
Product: protein tyrosine phosphatase, non-receptor type 18
Exons: 15
Coding region: 63-1388 (441 amino acids)
Biological process (GO): peptidyl-tyrosine dephosphorylation
Cellular component (GO): nucleus; cytoplasm
Molecular function (GO): non-membrane spanning protein tyrosine phosphatase activity
Source: RefSeq, a predicted model, not a curated record
CAGCCCUGGGCCCCUGAUGGAGGCUGGGUACCCCUGCCACCCGGCCACAACACCCGCAGGCAAUGGCGGCUCGGCAGGUGUCGUUCAUUGUCACUGAUUGCCACUACCUGCUGACAGUGGACAUCCGAGCCUGCUCUGCCGCCUGGAGGACCAACAAUGUGUGCUCCGCCGAGGCAGGCAGUCUGCCUAGCAAUGUGAGGAAGAACCGCUACAAAGAUGUGGUGGCAUAUGAUCAGACCCGAGUGAUCCUCUCCCUGCUUCAGGAGGAGGGCCAUGGGGACUACAUCAACGGCAAUUUCAUUCGGGGUGCAGACGGAAGCCAGGCCUACAUCGCCACACAAGGACCCCUGCCUCACACUCUGCUGGACUUCUGGCGCCUGGUCUGGGAGUUUGGGGUCAAGGUGAUCCUGAUGGCAUGUCGCGAGACAGAGAAUGGGCGGAAAAAGUGUGAACGUUACUGGCCCCAGGAAAAAAAGCCACUGCAGAUCGGGCCUUUCUGCAUCACACUGACGAAAGAAGCAGCUCUGAACGCAGACGUCAUCCUCAGGACGCUGGCAGUCUCAUUCCAGAAGUCUCAGGAAUUCCGUUCUGUGCACCAGCUGCAGUAUAUGUCCUGGCCAGACCGUGGAGUCCCCAGCAAUCCUGACACCGUGCUCACAAUGAUAGAGGAAGCCCGACGCCUCCACGGACCUAGCCCCCGGCCCCUGUGUGUCCACUGCAGUGCUGGCUGCGGGCGAACAGGUGUCCUGUGCACCAUCGAUUACGUGAGGCAGCUGCUCCUGACCCAGACCAUCCCAGCCAGCUUCAGCCUCUGCGACCUGGUCCUUGAGAUGCGGACACAGCGGCCUUCGUUCGUGCAGACAGAGGAGCAGUAUGGGUUCCUGCACCACACAGUGGCUCAGAUGCUCCACUCAGCACUCCAGAGAACCAGCCCCCUGUGCCAGAACCUCAAGGAGAACUGCGCUCCACUCUACGAUGACGCCCUCUCCCUGCGGACUUCCCCGGCCCUUCCUGCCAGUCCCUGCCCGCCUGGCAGGGUCCUCAGGAGCAGCUCGAUGCCCGCCACGCAGAGCCUCGCCAUGGCUGAUACCUACGCCGUGGUGCACAGGCGCGGGACCCCGGCCACCGCCCGGGAGAAGAGCGAGCGCCCCGCGGUGGAGACGCCGCUCUAUAGCCAGGUGGCGCCGCGCGCGCAGCAGCCCGGAGCGCACCCGGAGCAGGCGCAGGGGGCGCGGCCCAGCAGCUGUCCUGCUGACCAAAGCCCUACCGGACCUGAUGCUUAUGAGGAUGUGGCAGAUAGAGCUCAGACUGGUGGGCUAGGCUUCAACCUGCGCAUCGGAAGGCCAAAGGGACCCCGAAACCCCCCUGCAGAGUGGACCCGGUUGUGAGUGCUACCCCUGUGCCUGCCUCUUGCUCCAAAAGGGUACUUUGCUACCAAUCACAGCUUCGCCAUCUGAAGAGCUAAGAAUGUGGAUACUGGACCAAAGCAAGUUUUGUGGGGAGAACGUGAGGGCUUUGCCUCGUUGGUGACUGCGCUUGGGGGGGGGGGGGAUACAAAAUGCGUGUGUUGAAUCUGCAGCCCCCGGCGGAUGGUACGUGGACAAAGGGGCUUUGGGAGGUUAUUGGAUUUAGGUGAGCUUAUAAGGGUGGGGCCUGUGGUGGGAUUAGUGCCCUUCUAAGAAGGAUGUCAGAGCUCAGAAAGCACGCUCCUCUGCAGCCUCUGUCUUUUCUUGCCAUGAGAAUGUCCAUGUAGGAAGCCAGUCAGCGGAUCUUACUGGGGCCCGGCACCAACCUCUUGGCCUCUGAGGCACCAGAACUAUGAGAAAAUAAAUUUCUGUGAUUUAAACCACA